GUGGCGUGUGGCAGCCAUUACGUUUUUGAAAUUGGCCGAAUUGGCGUCGCUCAUUCUUUCCGAUUCUGCUGGUGUGUGGAUAUUCUUAACUUAAUUGUUAAUUGAUGAUAUAAUCCUAAGUUCUCCACAGUUCUCAGCAUCUAAAAUGAGUGAUUUAAAAUCGUUUCUUCAUCAGUUUUGCCAGAAAAAUAAAAAAGAACCUGCAUUCGAAGUUAGGCCGACAGGUCCUAAACACCGUCAAAGGUUCUUAUGUGAAGUUCGUAUAGAGGGUUACAAUUAUGUGGGUGCUGGAAAUUCAACAAACAAAAAAGAUGCCCAAUCCAAUGCUGCUAAAGACUUCGUUUCAUUUCUUGUACGGCAGGGACACGUUAAUCAAAAUGAUGUUCCUGUAGACAUCGAUGCCGCACCUGCACCUACCAUUCAUCAUGGUCCAAGUGAGGUGUUAUCUAGUGGUCCUCAGCAUUCUGUUUUCGAACAGGGCAUGGGGCCUUCUAGUUAUGGAGAAGCUUACCGCCCUCGUGGUAGGGAUGAUGGUGAUUGGCAUUAUAUGGACAGAGCUCAAGAGCAACAAAAAAUGGAAGAGGCUGAAGAUUUAGAUGUGAAUGCCCAAAUCCAUGGAAAUUGGACUGUGGAGAAUGCUAAAUCUAAAUUGCAUCAAUUUAUGCAGGCGAAUAAGAUACAUGCUGAUUACAAGUAUACCCAAGUUGGUCCUGACCAUAAUAGAACAUUUGUUGCUGAACUAAGUUUCUAUGUAAAACAGUUGAGUCGAACAAUUCAUGGAAGAGAUACUGGUUCAAACAAACAGACUGCCAGCAAGAGUUGUGCUCUUUCUGUGGUCAGACAGCUAUUCCAUCUUGGUGUCAUUGAGGCAUUUUCAGGUACGUUGAAGAAGGAAAGGAAACCGGAAAACGAGAUGACGCCCUUCCAGGUGCGCAUCUCCCCCCAGCUGCGCACGCAGAUCCAGGACUGUCUCAACGAGCUGAACGUCCAUCCGACUGCGGUGACCGACGGCAAAAUGAAGAACGAGAACGGCGAAAGUCAGCCGGUCUCGUUGCUCAGCACCCACGUGCUGGACGACUUCCAUCCGGCCAAUCCGACGGCGGCCGGCGUGGUCACGUGGUCGCCGCCGCAGCCCAAUUGGAACUGCUGGACGGGGUGCAACAUCGACGAGGGGUACUUGGCGACGGCCACAUUGGAGGGGUUGAGCGAGCAGAUGCUCACCGAUUGGAAGGAUCGCAUGGCGAACGACACGGCGUUGAAGAAGAGCAUCCAGGAGCGGCAGAAUCUGCCGACGUUCGCUAUGAAAGGGAAAAUCAUGGAGGCCAUCAACGAACACCCCGUCAUCAUCAUCAGGGGCAACACGGGCUGCGGCAAGACCACGCAGGUGUGCCAGUUCAUACUGGAAGAUUACAUCAUGUCCGGCCAGGGCGGGUGGUGUAACAUUUGCGUGACUCAACCGAGACGCAUAUCGGCCGUAUCGGUAUCGGAGAGGGUGGCGUCCGAACGGUGCGAGGAAUUGGGCCAGAGCACCGGCUACUCGGUCCGCUUCGAGUCCGCCCUGCCCAAGCCGUACGGCUCGAUAAUGUUCUGCACGGUGGGCGUGCUGCUGAAGAAGCUCGAGAACGGGCUGCGCGGCGUCAGUCACGUGAUCGUCGACGAGAUCCACGAGCGCGACGUCAACAGCGACUUCAUCAUGGUGGUGCUCAGGGACAUGAUCCACACGUAUCCGGAUCUGAGAGUGAUCCUCAUGUCGGCCACCAUCGAUACGACGCUGUUCUCGAAGUACUUCAACAAUUGUCCGGUGAUCGAGAUUCCCGGCAGGGCGUUUCCCGUCAAGCAGUACUUCUUGGAGGACGCUGUGGAGCUGACGAAUUUCGUGCCGCCGAUGGACACGCGGAAGAGGAAGUCGAAGGGGAAAGACGACGAGGACGAGGAGAGUCUCGGUGCUGACGGUGCCGACGAGAAUUUGAACAAGAUUGUAACCGGUAAUUAUUCGGAGAGGACGAAAAACGCCAUGGGCCAAAUGAACGAGAAAGAGAUCAGUUUCGAACUGCUGGAAGCCCUCCUGCUCUACAUCAAGUCUCAAAAUGUGCCGGGGGCCGUCUUGGUCUUCCUGCCGGGUUGGAAUCUCAUUUUCGCCAUGAUGAAACAUCUACAAGGUCAUCCGGUGUUUGGCGGCUCGCAGUACAGCAUCCUGCCGUUGCACUCGCAGAUACCGCGAGAGGACCAACGCAAGGUGUUCCAGCCGGUGCCCGAUCACGUGACCAAGGUCAUCCUGGCGACGAACAUCGCCGAAACGUCGAUCACCAUCAACGACGUGGUGUUCGUCAUCGACAGCUGCAAGGCCAAAAUGAAGAUGUUCACGUCGCACAACAACAUGACCAGCUACGCGACCGUGUGGGCGUCGAGGACCAAUUUGGAACAACGAAAAGGUCGCGCCGGUCGUGUCAGACCAGGCAUAUGCUUCCACCUGUGCUCGAAGGCGCGCUUCGACAAGCUGGACGAGCACAUGACGCCCGAGAUGUUCAGGACGCCGCUGCACGAGCUUGCGCUCAGCAUCAAGCUGCUGCGCUUGGGCUCGAUCGGCCACUUUCUCAGCAAAGCGAUCGAGCCGCCGCCGCUGGACGCCGUCAUCGAGGCGGAGGUGCUGCUCAGAGAGAUGAAGUGCCUGGACAGGAACGACGAGUUGACGCCGCUAGGUAGGAUAAUCGCCAAGUUACCGAUCGAGCCGCGACUGGGCAAGAUGAUGGUGCUGGGGUGCAUUUUCAUGUGCGGCGGCCCAUUGGCGACGAUGGCCGCCAACUCGUCGACGUUCCCCGAAAUAUUCACGCUCAAUCCGGGCCAGAGGAGAUUGAGCUACCACCAGAUCGCCUUGUCGGGAGACAGGCAUUCCGAUCAUGUCGCCAUGUUGACGGCCUUCGAGUUGUGGGACCACGCGCGCAACAGCGGCGAGGAGGCCGAGCUGCGCUUCUGCGAGUUCAAGGGCAUCAGUAUGCCGACGAUGCGCGUCACGUGGGAGGCGAAGCACCAGCUGCAGCAGAUCCUCAACAACGUCGGCUUCCCGGAGGAGACGAUGGCGCCGCUGCCGAUGGAGACGGUCGGCCCGGACGCCAGAUUGGACGCGGUCAUGUCGCUGAUGUGCUACGGCCUGUAUCCGAACGUGUGCUACCACAAGGAUAAGAGGAAGGUCCUCACCACCGAAAGCAAGUCCGCCCUCAUCCACAAAACCUCGGUCAACUGCAGCAACAUGGACCAAGGUUUCCCCUAUCCCUUCUUCGUCUUCGGCGAAAAGAUCCGCACGCGAGCCGUCUCCUGCAAGCAAAUGUCGAUGGUGACGCCGCUGCACCUGCUGCUGUUCGGCUCGCGCAAGGUCGAAUGGGUGGACGGCGUGGUCAGGCUGGACAACUGGAUCAACCUGGACAUGGACCCGGCGGUGGCGGCGAUGGUGGUGGCGCUGCGGCCGGCGCUGGAGAGCCUGGUGGUGCGCGCGUCCCAGGAGCCCGAGCAGAUUCUCGAGAUGGGGCCGGUCGAUCUCAAGGUCGUGUCGACCAUCAAAGAGCUCUGCAAACUGCACGCCGGCAGCUUCGAAAUCGAAAGGAACAAGACCAGCAUCCUGGCAUCGAGACGGCCGCCGAGAGGCCACUCGAUCGGCGGCUACAGCGGCCCGCCGCCCAAGUUCUUCAGGGGCGGUCGCGGGGGCGGCAGCGGUAACGGUUACGGAGGCGGUUACAAUAGCGGAGGCGGUUACCGAGGAGGCGGCGGUGGAGGAUUCAGAGGUGGACGUGGCGGAGAUUUCGGUGGCGGUUUCGGUCGGGGCGGUGGCGGAUUCAGGGGUGGCAGAGGCGGCGGAUUCAGAGGCGGUUAUUGAAUGUAGGAUGUUUAGGUUUAUUUUAUUUUUUUACUGUCAGCAUUUGAAUUGCGUUCCUUAUGCAGUGUUCGGAAAUUCGACCAGUAAUGCUUCACCUGUGAUAGUUCUCGUGAUUUGAUGGGGGAUGAGGUAGAAACAUGAGGUCCCUGAGUGGUUAGUUUAAUAGAGACAGGAUGUUGGAAAUUGAAAAUCUGUUUUUAUGGUGCAAUUCAAAAACGGCUGAAUCUUCUUCUUUGGUUUUUGUGUUUGUUUCUCCUCAUUUUUUACGCCUCUAGGGAAAUUUUUGUAAUAAGGCAACCCAUCAAAUUAUGGGCUGCUUGGCAUACAGUCACAGUGAAAUUAU
Messenger RNA from Phaedon cochleariae (mustard beetle), 4211 nucleotides. NCBI's taxonomy places the organism in Eukaryota, Metazoa, Arthropoda, Insecta, Coleoptera, Chrysomelidae. The record is from the annotation of a GenBank genome assembly.